AUGCAAGAAGUGACUUUGAACAAUUGUGACAAAGCCAUGCCAGUAAUUGGCAUGGGAACUGCUUCUUCAUUUCCGCCGGCGGUGUCGACGGAGACAGUGAAAUCUACCCUAUUGGAAGCCAUUAAAGCCGGCUACCGCCACUUCGACACGGCAUUUAUUUAUCCAUCGGAAAAGCAUCUAGGAGAAGCCAUUGUUGAGGCUCUUCAUCUUGGUAUCAUCAAGUCGAGGGAUGAGCUUUUCAUCACUACUAAGUUAUGGUCUACUUUUGCUGAACGGGAUCAAGUUGUUCCUGCUUGUAAACUCAGUCUUCAAAAUUUGCAAUUGGAAUAUGUGGAUAUGUAUCUAAUUCACAUGCCACUGAGACUAAGUGAAACGAUACAAAAACUCCCAGUUCCAAAAGAAAUAAUUCAUCCAUUGGAUAUCAAGGGUGUAUGGGAAGGAAUGGAAGAAUGCAAAAGUCUUGGCCUCACAAAGGGAAUUGGUGUUAGUAAUUUCUCUUGCAAAAAGCUUGAGAAACUCCUUUCCAUUGCUAAAAUUCCUCCUGCUAUCAAUCAAGUGGAGAUGAACCCAAUGUGGCAACAAAAGCAACUGAGGGAAUUUUGCAAGGCAAAGGGAAUACAAAUCACUGCUUAUUCUCCCUUGGGUUCCAAUAAUACAUUCUGGGGUGAUAACAGAGUUGUGAAAUGUGAUGUUCUAACUGAAAUUGCCAAAUUCAAAGGAAAAACCACUGCUCAGGUAGCAUUGAGGUGGGUUUAUGAGCAAGGGGUGAGUCUUGUUACAAAGAGUUUCAACAACGAGAGAAUGAAAGAGAAUCUUCAAAUAUUUGAUUGGUCACUUUCUGAAGAAGAGUUGAAGAAAAUAAGUGAGCUUCCACAGCGUAGAGGUUUUAGCAUGGCCUCUCUGUAUGGACCUCAUGAUAUUUUCCUGCAAUUAGAUGCAGAGAUCUAA
This is a messenger RNA of Nicotiana attenuata, 948 nucleotides long. Its product is annotated as D-galacturonate reductase-like. The transcript is spliced from 4 exons. Gene Ontology annotation, molecular function: aldose reductase (NADPH) activity. The record is from RefSeq and is a predicted model, not a curated record. NCBI's taxonomy places the organism in Eukaryota, Viridiplantae, Streptophyta, Magnoliopsida, Solanales, Solanaceae. Bases 1 to 948 code for a protein of 315 amino acids. Gene Ontology annotation, cellular component: cytosol.